Messenger RNA from Neoarthrinium moseri, 975 nucleotides. RefSeq lists its product as uncharacterized. The record is from RefSeq and is a predicted model, not a curated record. The transcript has 2 exons. Bases 1 to 975 code for a protein of 324 amino acids. NCBI's taxonomy places the organism in Eukaryota, Fungi, Ascomycota, Sordariomycetes, Amphisphaeriales, Apiosporaceae.
AUGUGGUCUUCUCUUCUACUUCUUUGCGCUAGCGCAGUAACCGCUUAUACAGUCACAACGGCUGAUCAGUUCAUGCUGAAGAACAUUGACCCCAUCGUAUUCCCCCGCCAGUAUGACAAGAGUCAUAUGCACUCCUUUUUUGGUUCUGAUGCAGUGACCAUCAAUACCACGACUUCAGCAGAGCUCCAAGCCGGCUGCUCCACUGCUCAAAAUCCCAACGACUACUCCAUCUACUGGGUUCCUACACUUGUUUAUACUGGAGAUAAUGGCGUAAAGACGCCAGUCCCGCUGUUUCGAUUUAGCGCUUACUAUGUCUCGAUUAACGCUGCUGAGGUUCCCAUCCCACAGAACUUCAAGGCGGUCGCUGGCAAUGCUGCUGCAAGCUCUCAGGCAGAUGUGGAAGACCUUGCGGGAAUCUCGUGGUUCUGCGAGGGAGAUUCUGACCAACCUGAGAAGGACGCUGCCGCCUUCCCUUUGAAGACUUGCAGCACUCACCUGCAGACUCUCUUGCUGUUCCACGACUGCGUCAAUGAGCAGACGCUUGAAUCAGCCUAUUCUGGAACACAGAAUUGGAACUCGACAUUCCGUCCAGCCAACCGGUGUCCAGAGGGUAUGAAGAGGAUGCCGCAGCUGCGCUUCUCGAUCCGCUACGACCUGCGUAAAGCCUUGCCUGGUGGAUGGGAGGGCGCCCCGCCUUUGGAGCUAGCAUGCGGCUCAUCGUACUGCACCCACGGCGACUUCAUCAACGGCUGGCUUCCUGAGGCAGCUCAGAAUAUGUUGAAGGCAACGAGCAAGACCGAGUUCGCAGGAGUCGACGGCCCCGACGGCGCUUAUGACGCUGGGUCUGUCUGCGGCUCCGCCAACGCGGUAGACGCCGAUCCCGAUAACGGUACUAGCGACUACGCUGAAAGCGUGGCGCUGCUCUCAAAGCGAUCAAUUGGCAGGCGGCGAAGCAUUUCUGGAAGAAGUACCUAG